Messenger RNA from Anguilla rostrata (American eel), 466 nucleotides. RefSeq names its product protein kish-B-like. The transcript has 2 exons. The record is from RefSeq and is a predicted model, not a curated record. The coding region runs from base 191 to 451 and encodes 86 amino acids. Lineage: Eukaryota; Metazoa; Chordata; Actinopteri; Anguilliformes; Anguillidae.
GAAGCUUUUGCUUUUGACUUUGCCUGACUGGGUACGCAUGCGCACAUUUGUUCUUCGUAUGGUUUUCGAUGUUCGGCUGUUCGCCCUGGGUUUACUGUUUACUGAUACGAGUGCAGUUUUACAGCCGUAAAAUGAAGACGUGAAAGGAAGUGGGAUAUUGAACCUAGUGGGACCGAAACAAACUGCGAACAUGACGAAUGUGUACUCAUUUGAUGGGAUCCUGGUAUUCGGUCUGCUGUUCAUCUGCACCUGCGCGUACCUGAAGAAAGUGCCCCGUCUGAACACCUGGCUACUGUCGGAGAAGAAGGGCGUGUGGGGAGUUUUCUACAAAGGUAGGAGUCACGUGUCGCUCUCAUCACCUACAGGUACCCCCGGCUACUCAGAUGGGUUCCCCCUAAAUAACCACAACUAUUAUUAUCAAUCACAUUUGGAGAUUCUCUCCUCAGUGUAGCUUCAGCAAGCUGUA